Messenger RNA from Somion occarium, 2347 nucleotides. NCBI's taxonomy places the organism in Eukaryota, Fungi, Basidiomycota, Agaricomycetes, Polyporales, Cerrenaceae. The record is from the annotation of a GenBank genome assembly.
GGCAGGGAAGGUUGAGUUUGAGAUGGGUGUUGUGGUCCAAGCAAGCAUACCGCCGCCACUUACAGUCUUGCACUUAUAGAAUAGACGCCCGCACGCUUGCUUCCGGACGUCGAACGAUCGUGCAACAAACAAAAGCUGGUAGUUAGCUACUAGUCUUUCUCUUUCACGGUGUGUAUUGUAUCUCUCGCACGAGGCUCCUCACUCAUCCACAAGUCAUUUUCCUAGGCUCUGAAGCACAAUCCUUGGCAUAUAGUCCAUAUUUCACAUGGGCGACAUUAUAUGCUCAAUUUGAGGUUGUCCCUACGACCGGCAAGUCUUGCAUCCAAGCACAGGCCAUUCCCACUGCUUCCAAGCCAUGGGCGAGGUUUCUCUACGAACAGGGCCCAUGGCUCCGCUCAUACGGGCAAGGAGCCUUCACGGAUAGGUAUGAAAGCGGCGGUAAAGUUCAUACGAACGAUUCGCAGUGACCUAUCCGAGGGCCGCGUUGAGCCAGCAUUCAAGAGGCUUCGUGGCGCUCUCAGCGCCUCUUCAUUCCCCACUACUUUGCGUCCCCGCAUUCUCGAGAUGGCCGCAGCUGCAUUCCUCAAAGGUCAGCAUUUUUUAAAGGUGGCAGAGAUAUACAACCAGAUGGUCCAGGAAAACUACAUCCCGUCCUUCUCACUUCGUACCCGGAUUAUGGUUCUCGACGUUCUUUCUCAAUCGCCGAGCAAGGAGGCAUUGCUCGAAUCUCUCGACGAUGCAUUCCGUUUACCUCAAUUUGACGAAGCAUGCUUCCGUGACUUACUCCGGUUCCUUUGGACUAUUCUCAAGUGUUCCCAUGACGUGCUCGACUCAGUCGUGGCGAAUUAUGUGCGCGUCCAUGACCCUAACUAUCCUUUAUCGGAGGCCACACAAAGCCUGAUCGCUCGCAUUCGCCUGGAUGUAAUUUCUCAGGAAGCUAGUAUCGGCGGCUUGCCUGCUAGUAUCCUGACUCUUCCGGCCGAGCCUCCAAGCCUCGAGACUGUGCACUACCUUUCAGCGGCGAACUUCGGUGAUGACGCGCUUUUCUACGAUGCGCUUAAACCUUGGAUCCAUGCCGGCGCGGGUUUGCGUUGUUGCAACGCCCUCAUCGCGACCCAAAUCAGGCGCUCUCAUUAUGACAAGGCUUUUCGCAUUUACGAGAUCAUUCGUUCAACAAAUGAACCCUCACUCAUUCCCAACGAUACGACUUUCAAAAUGUUGUUCCAAAGCUACAGUACUGUCCGAAAGCCACGAAAUUUCCGCUCACGGCGCAUCAAGUCGCCCGUAGAUGUAUUUACACCACGCGAACUCUUCCGCGACAUGCUCCGUUUCCAUUCUUUGCAAAAAGACCACAAACUUCCACGCUCUAUCACAAGCUCAAGAGCCGUACUCGAUCAGGCCUUGCAGGUCUUCAUGGAUACCCAUGACUACGCUGCAGCCUUCGUGACCAUACGAGCAUACACGAUCUUGCGGCUGCCUCUUACCCUUGAAUUGUACCGCAUCGUCUUAAGCAGCUUAUUGAAACGAGUUCAGUGGGAGCUAGGUCGGGUCCGCGAAAGUACUGUCAAAUGGGAGUACUGGUCUUAUCGCUUCCUCGGUUACCCUGAAGUGAUGAUGGACGUGGACACGGAGAUGCUGAAACGAGUGAUGAGAUAUGGGGAAUCGGCUCAUUUGAACUUGACUGGCCAGGAAGAUGCAGUGAAGGAUACCGACAUUCCCUCUACGGCUGAAGUUCUCUCUGCUCAGGAUGCUCUACAAGUCAACGUCAAGCCGAAACCUCUGGAACGAAUCUUGAGAAGAGCUAUGCUGGCGAAUCAUGUGGCUUUAUACAGCCCCGCUGCGAAGGAGGUAUCUUUAGCUAUCCGGGAAGCCAAAGCAGAGAUGAUCCCCACAUGACUAAACGUUAUUUUACUCCUCAUUUCACUGUUCUUCGUGUUAUACGAUAGUGCAUUGUAACCGCAUAGUCCUGGAUCGAUAGCUAGGUAUGUAUGCAGUACGUAGGUACUGUCCAUGUGUAUAUAGAAGUCUCCCGCAGCAUCGAGAGAACACAGUUCUUACUCGUGCUCUUAUAACGUCGACAACUUGAAUGUACUAGUCCCGUGGCUGACUGCUCUCUUCUUGGCUGAUCCUCCACUACCCUCCCUUCCGAGUCCCCUCUUGGUGCCCUUACCAGGCGACGGUGGCUGAAAGUUUAUGCCAACAGUAGUGAACUUGUUAUCCUGCCAUCGUGUAGAAAGACUGGCUACAGACGAGCUGCUCGAGGCUGCUGUGCCAGAAUCCAGGAUGGGUGUCUUGGUGCCAUCGGUAGACUGAGACAUCCCUUCGGGAUUAAACUGUUUCAGACAUU